Messenger RNA from Drosophila persimilis, 1195 nucleotides. Its product is annotated as zinc finger homeobox protein 3. NCBI's taxonomy places the organism in Eukaryota, Metazoa, Arthropoda, Insecta, Diptera, Drosophilidae. The transcript is spliced from 2 exons. Gene Ontology annotation, molecular function: nucleic acid binding; zinc ion binding. The record is from RefSeq and is a predicted model, not a curated record. The coding region runs from base 69 to 1052 and encodes 327 amino acids.
ACUGGCUCGCGUGGGAGCUCCUUUUAUUAUUAAAAAAAUCAACAAAUCGGCAGAAAAGCCAAGCCAAAAUGAGCGAGGAGGAAUUCCUCGAGAUAGAACCGCUCGGGUAUGCGACCGACGAUGAGGUGGAAUCAUUCAUAGACGUCGAACCCAAAGAACCGAUACAAGAAGACAAGCCGGUGAAUAAAACCAAACGACUCGUUUGCAUGAUUGAGGGCUGUAGCUACAAGACGGACAGGAGACGGGAUAUGCGUCGACACCGUCGUUCGCAGAAGCACAUCCGUGACAUGGCGAAUAUUGCCGAUUCGGACUCGGAUUUCGAGAGACCUUUGUACAACUGCCCCUUGUGUUCGUAUACGACAGCGAAGAAAUUCUGUUUUGACCGGCACAAUAUGUCGACGAAACAUCGAUGCAAGGUGGAGUCACAAGGGGAUCCAUUACUGAGAAAACAGAAAGUUAAGAUAUUGCAAUCGGCGCGCCGUGACACCACAUCAUCGCAGGAAUCCGAUGGAGUCAUGUACACCUGUGCGGCUUGCGAAUACACAACACACCGCAAAGAAUCCUUUAAGCUGCACAAGACGAAGCGAAAGCAUCGCUAUAUAAUGGAUAUCAUGAAGCAGAACAAUCAAAUCAUCACGUCCGGACCCAUGGCGCAGGGUGACGAAGUAGAAUACACACCGCCAGAGUCUGAGGACGAAGCGGUCUUGCCCUGGAAUGCGCCGUUUUACUGCGACCUUUGUGAAUACCAAACCAACACUCGAUAUAGCUUUCUCCGCCACAAAAAGUCGAAAAAGCACCAAGCAAGAGUUCAGGAAAUCGAGGAUAUGGAAGAAAAGUCUGACAGUUUACCGGAUGCUGACACUUUCGUAACUUCCGAGCCGGAGGUGCAGCAGGAACAGGAGCUGGAGUACGAGGAGACCAUUGAAUACGAUCCUUUGGUGCAAGAGGAAGUGGUGGUGGAGCAGGAACCAGAUUUCCAGGAGAUCAUUUAUUUGCCCGAAGGGGAAACGGGCGAGGAGCAACAUUACUUCAUAGUGUUGAGCAACGACUAGCAGAGCACUUUUUCUGCGCAGAUUUCACGCGCACGCACUGGGGAACUUUGUUUAACGUUUUUUAUGUUUUUCUCUGCACAUAAACUGUAAAUUAAGCACAAAAAAAUAAAUAGAGCAUUGAAUUAUGUUUGAACAGUAACUAA